This is a messenger RNA of Drosophila takahashii, 2139 nucleotides long. It is a transcript of the gene sav, whose product is annotated as scaffold protein salvador. Gene Ontology annotation, molecular function: protein binding; molecular adaptor activity. Gene Ontology annotation, cellular component: cytosol. Gene Ontology annotation, biological process: hippo signaling; apoptotic process; negative regulation of cell population proliferation. The record is from RefSeq and is a predicted model, not a curated record. Lineage: Eukaryota; Metazoa; Arthropoda; Insecta; Diptera; Drosophilidae.
CUUUGGGCUGACUCUACCAGCUGAAUAACAAAAAAAAAUAGCAAUUGGCAAAUAGGCAUAAAAUUGGUUCGGCAAUGGACUAAACAAAGAAAACCUGGUUAUCCCACCGACCGAGAGUUUUCCUUACGCCCACCGCCAGCUCAGCCAGAAAGGAGCUCUGCAUGAACUACCUAACGAUUCUGCUGUGCAACCGAAAACCGACGAUGCUCUCGCGCCGGAGCAAGGAGAAGUCCCAGUCGCACAAGGAGGGCGUGGUGGGGAAGUACAUGAAGAAGGACACGCCGCCGGAGAUCCCGGUGAUCAAUGUGUGGACGAGCGACCAGCGGGCCAAGAAGAAGUCGCUGCAGCGCUGUGCGAGCACCUCGCCCAGCUGCGAGUUCCAUCCGCGGAGUUCGAGCACCAGCCGGAAUACCUACUCCUGCACGGACUCCCAGCCGGACUACUAUCAUGCGCGGCGGGCGCAGAGCCAGCUGCCCCUGCAGCCGCACACCCCGCAUCCCCACUCGCUGCCCCAUCCGGCGGCCCAUCCCCAUGUGCUCACCCACCCACCGCUGCCGCCACACCAAUUUCGGGCCAGCAGCAACCAGCUGAGCAGCCCCAGCAGCAGCAACUACGUGAACAUCGAGCAGAUCGAGCGGAUGCGCCGCCAGCAGUCGUCGCCUCUGCUGCAGACCACAUCUUCGCCUGCUCCGGGAGCCGGGGGCUUCCAGCGCAGCUACUCCACCACCCAGCGGCAGCAUCAUCCCCACAUGGCGGGCGCGAGCUACGACGGGGAUCAGGGCCUGCUCAGCGCCUCCUAUGCGAAUAUGCUGCAGCUACCCCAGAGGGCACCCUCGCCCGCCCACUACGCCGUCCCGCCGCCGCCCCAGCAGCAGCAUCCCCAGAAUCUUCCCCAGCUCCACCAGCAGCACGCCUCCACGCCCUUCGGCUCCACGCUGCGCUUCGAUCCGGCUGCCAUGUCCAUCAGGGAGCGACAGCCGAGGUACCAGCCCACUAGGUCUCCGAUGCAGCAACAGCAGCAGCUGCAGCACCAGCAACUGGCGGCUCACCUGGGCGGCAGCUACUCCAGCGACUCGUAUCCGAUUUACGAGAACCCCUAUCGCGUCUCCUCGAUGCGCGCCACUCAGUCGCAGCGAUCGGAGUCGCCGAUCUACAGCAACACUACGGCCUCGUCGGCCACGCUGGCCGUGGUCCCGCAGCAUCACCAGGGUCACCAGGCGCACCACCAGGGUCACCAAUUGGCGGUGCCAUCUGGCAGCGGUGGAGGAUCUCUGAGCGGCAGUGGACGUGGCGGCAGCUCCGGCAGCGUUCGCGGUGCCUCUGCCUCGGUGCAAUCUCUGUAUGCACCUCCGAGAACCCCACCCACUGCGGUUGGCGGGACGGGGGGCAGUGCCAAUGGAUCGCUGCAGAAGGUACCAUCGCAGCAGUCGCUCACGGAGCCCGAGGAGCUGCCUCUGCCCCCCGGCUGGGCCACCCAGUACACGCUGCACGGCCGAAAGUACUACAUCGAUCACAAUGCUCACACCACGCACUGGAAUCAUCCGCUGGAGCGCGAGGGUUUGCCGGUGGGCUGGAGGCGUGUGGUGUCCAAGAUGCAUGGAACCUACUACGAGAAUCAGUACACCGGGCAGUGCCAGCGUCAGCAUCCCUGCCUGACUUCCUACUACGUGUACACCACUUCGGCGGAGCCGCCAAAGGCCAUCCGGCCGGAGGCAUCGCUCUACGCUCCGCCCACGCACACUCACAACGCUCUGGUGCCGGCGAAUCCCUAUCUGCUCGAGGAGAUACCCAAGUGGCUGGCCGUCUACUCGGAGGCGGACUCCUCCAAGGACCACCUGCUGCAGUUCAACAUGUUCAGCCUGCCGGAGCUGGAGGGUUUCGACAGCAUGCUGGUGCGGCUCUUCAAGCAGGAACUGGGCACCAUUGUGGGCUUCUACGAGCGCUACCGUCGCGCUUUGAUACUCGAGAAGAAUCGACGCGCCGGCCAGAGCCAGAACCAAAACCAGUGACCAGGUGACGACUGAUUCAGACCACAAAACUCGCCAGCAGCUACAUAGUUUAUACGUAGUGUCCUGCAAUCGACCUUUAACUUAUUUAACCAUCGACUCAUCGCGAAAUCAGUGCCUUAGAGGGAGAGCC